AUGAGGCUUUCAAAGCACGUCGCUCUGGUUUAUGCCCUUGUAGCAGGCAGUGUUACUGGUUAUGUCUUUCCUGAUUGCGAAGGUGGACCUCUAGCAAGCAACGCAAUCUGCAACACUGCUCUUGACCCCAUUACGCGGGCAACUUCCUUGGUCAAGCUGUUCACUGUUCCAGAGCUGAUUAAUAAUACUGUCAACAGAUCUCCUGGGGUUCCUCGUUUGGGUUUGCCAGCGUACCAGUGGUGGUCGGAAGCCUUGCACGGAGUGGCGAACAGUCCAGGUGUCAACUUCUCGACGUCGGGCGAGUUCAGCUAUGCGACAUCAUUUCCCCAGCCGAUCUCUAUGGGUGCUACUUUUGACGAUGAGUUGAUCAAGUCUGUUGGAGGCAUUGUGGGUAUGGAGGGACGUGCCUUCAAUAACUACGGGCGCGCGGGUCUGGACUUCUGGACACCAAACAUUAAUCCGUUCAAAGACCCUCGAUGGGGCAGAGGUCAGGAAACACCUGGAGAAGACCCGUACCACCUUUCCCAAUACGUGUACAACCUCGUGGUUGGCUUGCAAGGUGGUCUUGACCCAAAGCCUUACUACCAGGUCGUUUCCACCUGUAAACACUUUGCGGGCUACGAUCUCGAGGACUGGGAUGGCACUGUUCGAUAUGGCUUUAACGCAGUGAUCACUUCUCAAGAUCUCGUGGAAUACUACCUCCCCUCAUUCCAGAGUUGUUAUAGAGAUGCCAAAGUUGGUGCUGCCAUGUGCUCGUACAAUGCUAUCAACGGUGUUCCUUCUUGCGCAGAUCCAUACUUGCUUCAAGAUAUUCUCCGUGAUUUCUACGGCUUCGCACAAGACCGAUGGGUAUACUCAAAGUUACUUUACUUGUGUAUAGUCACGAGUGAUUGUGAUGCCGUCCAAAAUAUUUAUUCUCCUCACAACUAUGCUACCCCUCAACAGGCUGUCGCAGACGCACUCAAGGCGGGAACUGACCUAGAUUGUGGCUCCUUCUAUGGAGAGUGGUUGCCAAUCGCAUACAAAGAGUCUCUUAUCACAGAGACCGACCUACGCACAGCUUUGGUUCACCAAUACGCCUCGCUCGUCCGCCUCGGUUACUUUGAUCCAGAAGAGCGACAGCCUUAUAGAACAUACAACUGGAGUAGCGUCAACAUUCCUAUCGCUCGACAGCUUGCAUACCGAGCUGCCGUGGAGGGUAUUGUUCUCCUGAAGAACGACGGUACUCUACCACUCUCAAGUAGCAUCAAAAACAUUGCUUUGAUCGGCCCGUGGGCAAAUGCAACCACCCAGAUGCAGGGCAACUACUUCGGUGUUGCUCCCUAUCUCACCAGCCCCGUCAUGGGUGCGAUGGAUGAUGGUUAUAAUGUCACCUACCUGCAAAGGAAGGCAGACGCUGUCAUCUAUGCUGGGGGUAUCGAUCUCACCGUCGAGGACGAAGCCCUGGACCGCUACUCGAUUACUUGGCCCGGCAACCAGCUCGACCUUAUUGCUGAGCUUGAGAUGAUAGGCAAGCCUUUGGUUGUGGUGCAAUUCGGUGGCGGACAACUUGAUGACUCCAUUCUCAAAGGCAAUGCUUCUGUCAAUGCGCUCGUUUGGGCAGGGUACCCAGGUCAGAGUGGUGGAAAGGCUGUUUUCGACACCCUCAGUGGCAAGGUUGCGCCUGCUGGGCGCCUUCCUAUCACGCAGUACCCAGCAAGCUAUGUCAACGAGAUCCCCAUGACGAAUAUGAACCUCCGUCCCAACUUAACGAGCCCGGGCCGUACCUAUAUCUGGUACACUGGCAUGCCUGUCUACGAAUUCGGAUAUGGCGAGCACUACACUACAUUUUGUUAUAAAUGGGUGCGAGCCCCUGCAACAUCAUACAGCAUCCAGGCUCUCAUUGAUGGAGGGAAGUAUGCUGCGUACUUGGACGUCGCACCGUUUGCUACGCUUGCUGUUAGUGUGACGAACACCGGAAACAGGACAUCUGACUAUGUUUCCCUUCUUUUCGCCAGUGGCAUGUAUGGAGAUGCUCCCUACCCUAACAAGCUUCUUGUCAGCUACACCCGCUCUCAUGGCAUUAUGCCGGGCACCACUGCAACAGCUGAGCUACCGAUUACACUUGGCAAUCUCGCAAGAGCAGAUACCGACGGCAACUUUUGGCUCUAUCCCGGCACUUAUGAGCUUGCGCUCGACACUAGUGGAGUUUUGACCUCCAAGUUCAAAUUGACGGGAAGUGCUGCACGGCUCACUUCCUUCCCGCAAAACACCAUGACUUCAUAA
Suillus fuscotomentosus is the source of this 2265-nucleotide messenger RNA. RefSeq names its product glycoside hydrolase family 3 protein. Gene Ontology annotation, biological process: xylan catabolic process; arabinan catabolic process. The record is from RefSeq and is a predicted model, not a curated record. Gene Ontology annotation, molecular function: alpha-L-arabinofuranosidase activity; xylan 1,4-beta-xylosidase activity. NCBI's taxonomy places the organism in Eukaryota, Fungi, Basidiomycota, Agaricomycetes, Boletales, Suillaceae. Bases 1 to 2265 code for a protein of 754 amino acids. Gene Ontology annotation, cellular component: plant-type cell wall. The transcript is spliced from 9 exons.